Messenger RNA from Drosophila bipectinata, 8514 nucleotides. RefSeq names its product slit guidance ligand (gene sli). The record is from RefSeq and is a predicted model, not a curated record. Gene Ontology annotation, molecular function: Roundabout binding; heparin binding; calcium ion binding. Gene Ontology annotation, cellular component: plasma membrane. Gene Ontology annotation, biological process: axon guidance. Lineage: Eukaryota; Metazoa; Arthropoda; Insecta; Diptera; Drosophilidae.
AGCCAGUACCCAGUACCCGCAAGGUUCCUACCUACUUCUCGCUGGACUCGGACUCAGUCGUUUCGAGGCACUCGUUACUUUCAGACGCCGGGCUCGAACAGACGGCAGCUGCUGUUAUCCGCACAGUUUGGUCAAGAGACGCGUUCGCGACGGCCGCCGAGAGAGAGCGGCUUCCGCUGGAGACUACGGACGAGCGAGAGCUCCCCCACCUUGCGAGGAUAUUGAAGUGAAGUGAACCAUAAACCGUGAACCGGGUCUAGUGAGGGGCCAAGGCCUCAUCAAUCCUUUCCUCGCCAAAUAUUUGCCCGGUCCUGUUGACAAAGUGGAUUGCCAUUCGGGGGCGACACUUUCAAUUAGGCACGUUGCCGCUUCAUCUUCUUAAAUGUGCCACAAUGGCCGCGCCGUCCAGGACGACGACGUCGAAGCCACCCCCCUUCCGAGCCCUGAUUUCCCUUCUGCUCCUGUUCAUCCUGCGGCAUGAUGAAGUGUACGCGGAGCCAUACGCCGGAGGCUUUGGCAGCUCCGUCUCCAGUGGCGGCCUCGGUUCGGUUGGCAUCCACAUACCUGGCGGCGGAGUCGGUGUCAUUACGGAGGCUCGCUGCCCGAGGGCCUGCUCCUGCACAGGACUAAGUGUGGACUGCUCCCACAGAGGACUCACCUCGGUACCCAGGAAGAUUUCAGUGGAUGUGGAAAGACUCGAUUUGCAGGGCAAUAACUUGACCGUUAUCUACGAGACGGACUUCCAGAGGCUGACCAAGCUGCGGAUGCUCCAACUGACGGAUAACCAAAUCCAUACGAUCGAAAGGAAUUCCUUCCAGGAUUUGGUCUCUUUGGAGCGACUACGCCUAAACAACAAUCGACUAAAGGCAAUUCCUGAAAACUUAGUGACAAGUUCAGCGAGUCUUUUGCGAUUGGACAUCUCCAACAAUGCCAUCGUCACGGUGGGACGGCGCGUCUUCAAGGGCGCCCAGUCCCUCAGGAGCCUCCAGCUGGACAACAACCAGAUCACCUGCCUCGACGAGCACGCCUUCAAGGGCCUGGUGGAGCUGGAGAUACUAACGCUGAACAACAACAACCUGACGGCGCUGCCCCACAACAUCUUCGGCAGUCUGGGGCGGCUGCGGGCGCUGCGGCUGUCCGACAACCCGUUCGCCUGCGACUGUCAUCUGUCCUGGCUGUCCCGCUUCCUGCGCAGCGCCACCCGCCUGGCCCCCUACACCCGCUGCCAGUCGCCCUCCCAGCUGAAGGGCCAAAACGUGGCAGACCUGCACGACCAGGAGUUCAAAUGUUCGGGCCUCACUGAGCACGCUCCGAUGGAAUGUGGGGUGGAGAACAGCUGUCCGCACCCAUGUCGCUGCGCCGAUGGAAUCGUCGACUGUCGCGAGAAGAGCCUGACCAGUGUCCCGGUCACCCUGCCCGACGACACCACGGAGCUUCGCCUCGAGCAGAACUUCAUCACGGAGCUGCCGCCCAAGUCGUUCUCCAGCUUUCGCCGCCUGCGCCGCAUCGACCUGUCGAACAACAACAUCUCCCGGAUUGCCCACGACGCCCUGAGCGGCCUAAAGCAGUUAACCACUCUCGUGCUGUACGGCAACAAAAUAAAGGACUUACCCUCGGGCGUGUUCAAAGGACUGGGAUCGCUGCAGCUGCUGCUUCUGAACGCCAACGAAAUCUCGUGCAUACGCAAGGAUGCCUUCCGCGACCUGCACAGCCUCAGCCUGCUCUCCCUCUACGACAACAACAUCCAGUCCCUUGCUAAUGGCACAUUCGACGCCAUGAAGAGCAUCAAAACGGUACAUCUGGCCAAGAAUCCUUUCAUCUGCGACUGCAAUCUGCGCUGGCUGGCCGACUAUUUGCACAAAAAUCCCAUAGAGACGAGUGGAGCCCGCUGCGAGUCACCGAAGCGGAUGCAUCGUCGUCGGAUUGAAUCGCUGCGCGAGGAGAAAUUUAAAUGCUCCUGGGAUGAAUUGAGAAUGAAGCUGUCCGGCGAGUGCCGCAUGGACUCUGAUUGUCCGGCAAUGUGCCACUGCGAGGGCACCACCGUGGAUUGCACUGGUCGGGGCCUGAAGGAGAUUCCCCGCGACAUUCCCCUGCACACGACUGAGCUUUUGCUCAACGACAACGAACUGGGCCGCAUCAGCUCCGACGGCCUCUUUGGGCGGCUGCCGCACUUGGUGAAGCUGGAGCUGAAGCGGAACCAGCUGACCGGCAUAGAGCCGAAUGCCUUCGAAGGAGCCUCCCAUAUCCAGGAGCUGCAGCUCGGGGAGAACAAGAUCAAGCAGAUAUCCAACAAGAUGUUCCUGGGCCUCCACCAACUGAAGACUCUUAAUCUUUACGACAAUCAGAUCUCCUGCGUUAUGCCUGGUUCGUUUGAGCAUCUCAACUCCCUGACGUCCCUGAACCUCGCCUCGAAUCCAUUCAAUUGCAACUGUCAUUUGGCCUGGUUCGCCGACUGGCUGCGGAAAAAAUCGCUCAACGGAGGAGCGGCACGUUGCGCGGCGCCCUCCAAGGUACGUGACGUGCAAAUCAAGGACCUGCCGAACUCGGAGUUCAAGUGCAGCAGCGAGAACAGCGAGGGCUGCCUGGGCGACGGCUACUGCCCCCCAUCCUGCACCUGCACCGGCACGGUGGUGCGUUGUUCCCGCAGCCAGCUGAAGGAGAUACCCAGGGGUAUUCCGGCGGAGACCUCCGAGCUCUACUUGGAGUCCAACGAGAUCGAGCAGAUCCACUACGACAGGAUACGGCAUCUGCGAGCGCUGACUCGACUCGAUCUCAGCAACAACCAGAUCACCAUUCUCUCGAACUACACCUUCGCCAACCUCACCAAGCUGUCCACCCUCAUCAUCUCGUACAACAAACUGCAGUGUCUGCAGCGGCAGGCGCUGUCCGGAAUGCACAACCUGCGCGUGCUCUCGCUCCACGGCAACCGGAUCUCGAUGCUGCCGGAGGGCUCCUUCGAGGACCUCAAGUCGUUGACCCACAUAGCCCUGGGGAGCAACCCGCUGUACUGCGACUGCGGCCUCAAGUGGUUCUCCGACUGGAUCAAGCUGGACUACGUGGAGCCGGGCAUCGCCCGAUGUGCCGAGCCGGAGCAGAUGAAGGACAAGCUGAUCCUGUCGACGCCUUCCUCUAGCUUUGUGUGCCGCGGUCGUGUCAGGAACGACAUCCUCGCCAAGUGCAACGCUUGCUACGAGCAGCCCUGCCAGAACCAGGCCCAGUGUGUGGCCCUCCCGCAAAGGGAGUACCAGUGCCUCUGUCAGCCCGGAUACCACGGCAAGCACUGCGAGUUCAUGAUAGACGCCUGCUACGGGAAUCCCUGCCGGAACAACGCCGUCUGCACGGUGCUGGAGGAGGGCCGCUUCAGCUGCCAGUGUGCUCCGGGCUACACGGGAGCCAGGUGCGAGACGAACAUCGACGACUGUCUGGGCGAGAUCAAGUGUCAGAACAACGCCACCUGCAUAGACGGCGUGGAAUCCUAUCACUGCGAGUGCCAGCCAGGAUUCACUGGAGAGUUCUGCGACACCAAGAUACAGUUCUGCUCCGCGGAGUUCAAUCCCUGCCAGAACGGAGCCAAGUGUGUUGACCACUUCACGCACUACAGCUGCGACUGUCAGGCCGGAUUCCACGGAACCAACUGCACGGACAACGUCGACGACUGCCAGAACCACAUGUGCCAGAACGGGGGAACCUGCGUGGACGGGAUCAACGACUACGUGUGCCGCUGCCCGGACGACUACACGGGCAAGUACUGCGAAGGGCACAACAUGAUAUCGAUGAUGUAUCCGCAAACGUCGCCGUGCCAGAACCACGAGUGCAAGCACGGGGUGUGCUUCCAGCCCAACGCCCAGGGCUCGGACUACCUGUGCAGGUGCCAUCCGGGGUACACGGGCAAGUGGUGCGAGUACCUGACCAGCAUCAGCUUCGUGCACAACAACUCCUUCGUGGAACUGGAGCCGCUGAGGACACGUCCGGAGGCGAACGUGACCAUUGUUUUCAGUAGCGCGGAGCAGAACGGAAUCCUCCUGUACGACGGACAGGACGCUCACUUGGCUGUGGAGCUGUUCAACGGCCGCAUUCGCGUCAGCUACGAUGUCGGAAACUACCCAGUCUCCACGAUGUACAGCUUCGAGAUGGUGGCGGAUGGAAAGUACCAUGCAGUCGAACUGCUGGCUGUCAAGAAGAACUUUACGCUGCGAGUGGAUCGUGGCCUGGCCAGGUCAAUCAUCAACGAGGGAUCCAACGAUUACCUGAAACUAACGACGCCCAUGUUUCUGGGCGGCCUUCCCGUGGAGCCCGCCCAGCAGGCCUACAAGAACUGGCAGAUCCGCAACCUAACCAGCUUCAAGGGCUGUAUGCGGGAGGUGUGGAUCAACCACAAGCUGGUAGACUUCGGCAACGCUCAGCGCCAGCAGAAGAUCACCCCAGGCUGUGCCCUCCUGGACGGGCAGGAGCAGCAGGAGGAGGAGGACGAUGAGCAGGACUUUAUGGACGAGACUCCGCACAUUAAGGAGCAGCCAUCGGAUCCCUGCCUGGAGAACAAGUGCCGCCGGGGCAGCCGCUGCGUCCCGAAUGCCAAUGCCCGGGACGGCUACCAGUGCAAGUGCAAGCACGGCCAGAGGGGACGCUACUGCGAUCAAGGUGAGGGCAGCACUGAGCCCCCAACAAUCACCGCGGCCUCCACCUGCCGCAAGGAGCAGGUGCGCGAGUACUACACGGAGAACGACUGCCGUUCCCGGCAACCGCUCAAGUACGCCAAGUGCGUAGGAGGAUGUGGCAACCAGUGCUGCGCGGCGAAGAUCGUGCGGCGGCGCAAGGUGCGCAUGGUGUGCAGCAACAACCGCAAGUACAUCAAGAACUUGGACAUCGUGCGCAAGUGCGGAUGCACCAAGAAAUGCUACUGACUGAAAGAUGCGACUACCCAAUUGCUCAGCUGGAGCAAUAGCAGCUUAGAUGUUAGUUUAAGGACAGGUUUAAAUGUAACUUAUUACAGUAGUAGUAGUAAUAGUAGUUUAAGUGAUAGAAUUACGGAUAGGCAGGCAGAUGCGGGGGGGAAGACAGCCGAGGACGAGAAGGAGGAGGAGGACGACGUUGAGGGGGACUAUCCCACGGAUGGUAUCGAUGGCAUGCAGGCCGAUCUCUACGACGAUACUAUCGACGAUGAGCUUGAGGAGGACGAUGGUCUGGACUAUCCAGACGAGGAGAGUGAUGGGGACGAGGAGCCGGAACAACUUCCAGAUCCUAAAGGUUUGGUGAGUGUGCCGGACGAGGAGGAGGACAUGGGCUACGAUGAGGACGACGAGCGUAUUGCCAUGGAGCGUCCGAGGACAGUGAGACCGAAGCCGGACGAGGAGCUCUUCCUGAACGAAGAGGGAAGCGGUGGUUUUCGUUCGAGAUUCCGGCCGAGUAGUGGCAACAGCUUCCGCCAAAGCCAGCUGGAGAACAUACGCAAGAAGCUGCUCACCGAGGAGCAGGCCGUGGCGAUUGCCGUACCGAGCACUGCCAUCGAUCUGCGCGAGAGCAGCGGUCACUUUGCCAACGAUGACGAGGAUGGCGAAGAUGGCGAUGACAGCGUCGAUGACGAGUUCCCCGACACGGGCGGAAACAGCCAGGGGCACGGCUUCUUGAGCUCCCAGCGGAAGAACGGUGCCUACCACAGGAAGAACGGCAACGAUGCCAUCAAGAUCAUAUCCACGCCGCUGGGCAAGGUGAGCAUUGUGUACCAGCAAACGGAUAAGGAUCAGGCCGCCGAGAAGGAUCAGGACAAGCAGCAGCCAAAGAAGCCGGCGCUCACCGACUUCGAUGCCCUGUCGCCGGACCCCGAGAGCAGUCAUCGCUUUCCGUCGCCUCACCCCAAGAUUACGCCCGUUCUAACGCCCGAUGGCAAGGUGGCGCUGCUCUAUCGCGGAGACUCGGAGAGCUCCAAGUACGAGCCCAUUCGCAACCUUACCACCCACAAGUUCUCCGGACACCAGCCGAAGGCCAGUGCCGCCGAGGACACGUCCUCUUCGGAGGACUCGGUGUAUACUGAUAGCGAGGAUGUCGAGGACAAUCCAGCUGGUGGAGCUGGCGCGGGUGCAGCUGAAAAAUCAUUCCCUGCCACGAGUACGCCCAAAACUCUCCAGCCGGAGAUUGUGGAGCCGCCAGAAAAUGUUCAGCCGGGUGGAAGCUUCAUCAUUCGGCCCACUUCGGACUCACUGCUCCCGAUGAUCAACCGGCCGUUGUCCGAGGUGCUGGGCAUCAAGAAGAACCAGUUCCAGGAGACGCGCGUCCGCGACCAGCUGCCCACUCAGCAGCCUCCACUACUGCCGGGUCUGAUGCCGGAGACGGUCACCUCGCGCAGCCCACAGUUCCUGGCUAAGGUCAACUUGGCCGAGUUCCCCACCUCCGGGCGGACACUGCAGCAGCCGCUGAUGCCGGGCAACCGCGACUUUGACUUCAGUCGGGACAACACGAUGCUGGACGAGCGGUCCAGGGUGCGCGAACGGGAGCGGGAGAAGGACCACAAUGAGGCCACGAGCAAGGGAGGCGGCGCCACAGAGGCGCACACCAUUGCCAAUGAGCAGAUGCUGUCCAAGACAGAGGUCAUCAACCUGGCCAUUGUGCCGCAGUUCGACGAGGACCUGGAGCGGCUCCAGCGGCUGCAGGAGAGCGGUGGGCGGCGCCACCACCGUGCACGCCACCGCCACCGCCAGCAGACGGAGGAGGAGCUGUCUGGCAUCCACUGUAUCAUGCAGGUCAUGAUGGGUGUGGCCGCUGUCUCCACUGUCUUUGGCAUGCUGGGCACCUUCUUCAAGCAGCGAAUACUCGAUCAGUUACGCAUGAUGCACUGGUAGUACAACACGGGGGUGGAAUGCCCCUCCCAUCCGAGUUCCCACUGUGUCCCCCAUUCCCUUCCCUUCACCUGCCUCAUCGUCGCGGUUAUCGUUCAGGUGAGACUGCUGCCCUUCUACUACUGCUAUUAGCAAACGCAUAUAUACACUUACCAUACGCUAUGUAUUCAUAUAUACAGCCAUAUUUAACUACAUAACUAUCAAGCUUAUUCAGGGGCGCCGGAAGAGAGCUGAUUCAUGCAGGGGAAACUGGAGUAACUGGACAGAAACCCCCCUGGACAGAAAGGGCGCCCCUGAGCUUUAUGCAUAAUCUAUGUACUGCACAAAGGCAUCGAUUCGCUAUCGUCCCCUUUUACUUUUUAUAAACUAUAUGUAUCGUAUCUUAUUCGGUGUAUCUGCUACGCCCCACAAUGUAUUCUAUAUAUUCGUAUAUAUCCCUUUGGACGGCACCCGGAGCGUGCGGAAGGAGACUACUACGUAUAGCCGCAGAAUCGAAACUCUGCUUGAACCAUUAACAAGUAUUUACUAACGCAAGCUACCCAGGCGAUGUGCAUAAUAACUGAACUGAAUCAUAAUACGAUUAAUGCGAUUAGUGUAUGUGAGACUGUAGCAACUGUAGCCCUUGCCAAGUUAGCGGAAUUAGCCUUCUGUUUCUUAAUACUCUCCGAUCCUGCGUUGAAUCCUUUUUCGUAUCUUCCUAGUGCCUAGUGCGCCGACCUUCCUUUUGUCAGUGUAACAAGCUUUAAGCCAGUCAUGUCAUGCCACGCCACGCCACGCCCCACACCGUCCUGUCCCGCCUUGAAUGUGUCCCGGCCGAAAACAUUCCCCUUGUUGUCUUAGGAGCUGGGAGACGUGAAUGUAGAACCGAUUACUUUUUGUAGAUAGAGAACGAGAGCAGUUGUUGGACGUCGAACGAUAAAAAAAGAUGAUAAAACUGAAGCUAACAUUAAAAGUAAAAGAAAUUAACGUUGAAAUAUAACAGUAAACUCGCACACGAAGUUUGCGUAACGGUCGUUUUAAACGCUCCCAAACGCAACGGUCUAAACAAUCGAUAAGCGAUUAACGAUUAACGAUUAACGAUAAUAAGUGAAUAACAAAACCCUAAUUGUAAGUCGCUCAACAGAUAAUGAAGAGUAUUUUGAUAGGAAGGAAAACCAGAUAACAGAAACAGGAAGUCGAAUGGAUAAUAGGCUAACAUCUUUGCCAGUGUUUUUCUUGAAUUGUUCCCCCAAAAACGAAACUAAUGUGUGCAAAAAUUGCGGUAAUUAAUUAAAUUUAAUCUAAACUAAAACUAAUACUAAAACUAAUGAUAAACUAAAAUAAUUCGGAUAAAACAUCUAAGCUGGGUAGUCGCAUGUAAAUCUAACAAUUACCAACCUAAGUUAGACCUGAAAUGUAAUGAAACACAAAUACAACAAAUCGAAUUGCAUUUAAAGAAACCUAAUAAAUAAUAAUAGCAAUAAUUACAAUUAAUAAUAAUCUAUAUAAAUGUAACUAUAUCUAUGCUGUAUGUAUGACCCUAUAUUUAUAUAUGUUAAAUGUUUUUGACUAUUUUUCUCUAUUUAUAUCCAUAUAUAUUAUAUAUGUAUACCUAUACGAUAUGUGUGUAAUAGCCCCUUUUGGUCACUUUAGUUGUCUUUUAUGUAUAUUUAAACAAGUAAAACAGCUGAAAUAGCCAAAUCAA